Messenger RNA from Lolium rigidum, 1840 nucleotides. RefSeq lists its product as uncharacterized. The record is from RefSeq and is a predicted model, not a curated record. The transcript has a single exon. NCBI's taxonomy places the organism in Eukaryota, Viridiplantae, Streptophyta, Magnoliopsida, Poales, Poaceae. Bases 49 to 1656 code for a protein of 535 amino acids. Gene Ontology annotation, biological process: positive regulation of growth.
UAGCUUAGCUCGCCCACUUGCUUCCACGCCAGAUCAAUCUCGACGCCCAUGGCGCGCGAGUCAUGGCUCACCAAGGUCCGAUCGGCCAUGUCCUCCUCCACUAAGUCGUCGCCGUCUUCCUCGGCGUCGGGGGCGCCGCCGCUGGCGGGCGCCAACAGCAGGAAGGGCAACGUCGGCAUCCUGGCCUUCGAGGUGGCAAACCUGCUGUCGAAGCUGCUCCACCUGUGGCGCGCCGUGGGGGACGCCGCAGUGGCGCGCCUCCGCCACGAGACAUUCUACCUCGACGGCGUCCGGAAGGUAGUCUCGGACGACGACGCCUUCCUCCUCGGCCUCGCGCGCGCCGAGCUAGUAGACGCGCUCCGUGCCGCCGGUGACGCCGUUGGCGCGCUCGCGGCACGCUGCACAGACCCAUGCCUCCGCGACUUCAGGGACGCGUUCCUGGAGUUCGCCGAGGUUGGUCGUGACCGGCACCGGUGGGCCGCGGCGACGUGGAAGGAGAUGGACGUGCGGGCGCGCAAGAUGGACAAGCAGGUGGCCGGCACCACCGCGCUCCGGAGGGCCAUGGAGGAGCUGGUGGAGGCCGAGCACGGCCUCCGGAAGUUCCUCCGGUGCGACGUUGGUGGAGGCGGUGGGGGGGGAGGGCAUCGGCGCAGCUUGUCGGCGAGCAAGAUCUCGGUGGCGGCGGAGCAGCAGCAGCUGAUAUUCUCCAAGAAGCAGGACGUGAAGCACCUCAAGCAGACGUCUCUGUGGGGAUGCACCUUCGACGUCGUCGUCUCGUCGCUGGCGCGCACGGCUUUCACCGUCCUUGCGCGCAUAAAGCUCGUCUUAGGCGACGGCGGCCGGGACCAGCGGCACGCGCCGCUCCACCGGAGCCUCACCCUCUCGUCCGCGGUCCACCCGUCCCUGGACGCACCGCCGACGCCGUCGCGCAAGUCCAUGUCGAUGGAGACGUUGCCGCCGUUCGACGUCGUCGCCACCGUCCAGGUCCAGAGCGCGAGCAAAUGGCGGCGCGGCUUCUUCGAGUACAGCUCGGCGACGCUGGUGCCGCCGGCUGGGACACUGGGCGCGGCGGCCCUGGCGCCGCGGUACGCCGGGCUGGUGAUCUCGAUCGAGCGGAUGGCGCGAUCGCCGCGGCGGAUGGUGGGCCCAGACGAGCGGGACGAGCUCUACGGCAUGCUCACGGCGAGCGUGCGCGCGCAGCUCCGGGCGCGGCUGCGCGGGGCUGUAGCCGAGGCGGACGCGGGUCUCGCCAGCGAGUGGCGCGCCGCGCUGGGCGGCAUCCUGGAGUGGCUGGCCCCCAUGGCGCACGCCACAGUGCGGUGGCAGGCGGAGCGCAGCUUCGAGCAGAGGAAGACGACCACGACGACGACGGACAUAUCCCGGUUGCCACCUCGGGGCGGGGGCGGCAACACGUUCUUGCUGCAGACGCUGCAGUUCGCCGACCGCGACAAGGUGGAGGCCGCCGUAGUAGAGCUGCUCGUCGGGCUCAACUACGUGUGGCGGUUCGAGAAGGAGAUGAGCUGCCGCGCGCUCUUUGCCGUCCACCGCCAGCUCCUCGACGGCACCGGCGCCACCGAGGACACCGGCCGCAAUUGCCAUGUUGGAGGCUACGCCGUCGACGGGAGUGGCAAUGGAACAGUAAGCUCGUGCGCGUAAACCGCCUGAUCACAAACCGACGGCGUCGAAAUCCGUGUGUUUAAUUGUUUCUUGUUUUCUCGGCCCCUAGCUAUAGAUUUUUGUGGUAAUUGGGGCCAAAUGGGAUCUUGAUGUGAGUGAUUAACUAGCUCUUCCUGCAUGUAAUAGAACAUAGAAAUGAAAUAUUCUCAUAUAGUUGUAUAAA